Messenger RNA from Benincasa hispida (wax gourd), 1054 nucleotides. Its product is annotated as PITH domain protein (DUF1000). NCBI's taxonomy places the organism in Eukaryota, Viridiplantae, Streptophyta, Magnoliopsida, Cucurbitales, Cucurbitaceae. The record is from RefSeq and is a predicted model, not a curated record.
CACAAUGGCUGAAAUAUGUGUGGGUUUGACAUGGAGAUACCUUUCUUCUAAUGGCUUUGUAUCCAAGCGAAGCAAUCUUCUGCGUACAGAAACGACGCCGUUCUGAGAAUCGCGCACUUCCUCUUUUUCUCUGAAAUCUCUUUUCGUUUUGGCCAUUGUUCUGGAGGCUCAAAGAUGGCUUGCUUACACGAUCACAGCUGCGAAGAUCACGAUUGUUCGUCUGAUUGGUCUCUUUACAAGAACAUAGACCUCCCCAGAGUUUCUGCUUUGAAUGAGGCAACACCAGGCAGUGUGAAGUCUGUAUUUAAAGCUUGGGAGCAUCGGUUAAAUUCAUCUGGGGAUCAUUUGGAAAGCAACGAUGGUGAUCCCGAACUGCUAGUUUUUAUCCCAUUUACAUCAGAUGUUAAGAUUAAAAGCAUAUCUAUCAUUGGCGGUCCAGAUGGUACUAGUCCUUCAAAGAUGCGGGCGUUUAUCAACCGAGAAGGUAUUGACUUCUCUGAUGCUCAAAGUAUGCAAGCUGUUCAGGAGUGGGAUUUGGCUGAGAAUUUGCAAGGAGUACUAGAGUACCAGACAAGAUAUUCCAAAUUUCAAGGUGUGGCAAAUAUCACCUUGCAUUUUCCUGACAAUUAUGGUGGUGACUCGACUCAGAUACACUACAUUGGGUUGAAAGGUGAAGCCACGCAGCUAAAGAGAGAUGUUGUAGCAACAAUUGUCUAUGAAAUCACGCCAAAUCCUUCUGACCACAAGACUCGAGCCGAAGGUGGUGCUGGAUUUUCACAUGUCGAAUGAAGAAAUAUUUGGUAUCCACCUUUCUGAAAUAUCCCAUCUGUAUAAUCUCCACUAGAUUCUGACUCUUAACUAUUUUGAGUUGCAUUUACAUGCAUUUCCUUCCUGCCCUUCUUUUUGUCUAGUAAGUGGAGAAUCUCGUCAGUUUCUUGGAAAGAAAGGGACUUUGAUGUUGAUUAGAAAUUUGGAGCUUGACCAAGUAGUGUUUGAACUGUUGAGACAAGUUUCACAUCUGCUUAAUGUUCAAACCAUUUCUAGUUUACAAGUA